Hyaloscypha bicolor E is the source of this 1176-nucleotide messenger RNA. RefSeq names its product glycosyltransferase family 15 protein. The transcript has 4 exons. Lineage: Eukaryota; Fungi; Ascomycota; Leotiomycetes; Helotiales; Hyaloscyphaceae. Bases 1 to 1176 code for a protein of 391 amino acids. The record is from RefSeq and is a predicted model, not a curated record. Gene Ontology annotation, molecular function: alpha-1,2-mannosyltransferase activity. Gene Ontology annotation, cellular component: membrane; Golgi apparatus. Gene Ontology annotation, biological process: cell wall mannoprotein biosynthetic process; protein N-linked glycosylation; protein O-linked glycosylation.
AUGGCGAUAGCGAGACCAAUUCGAAUGCUGGGCCUGGCAGCUAUAUGCCUGUGGGUGUUCUUCUUAUACGAGGUCUUUGGACCUGCGAAGCCUGCAUCGCCAUCCAAAAUUAUGGAUCAGGAGCCUCUUCUUGAUUAUACUGGAGAACCUGAAGGAGCCCCGUUAUGGCGAGCAGAGAAAGGAUACGGACUUGGCGCUGAGGGCACAAACCGAAUCAAUGCGACUCUCCUAUCUUUAGUUCGAAACGAGGAGAUUGAAGGGAUGGUACAAGCAAUGAGAGAUCUCGAACGGACGUGGAACUCAAAAUUCAAUUAUCCGUGGACCUUUUUUAACGAUGUGCCAUUCACGGAGGAAUUCAAGACACGGACACAGGCAGAGACGAAAGCAGAGUGCAAAUAUGAAUUGAUCCCAAAAGAACACUGGGAAGUCCCCUCUUGGAUUGACGAAGAGAUUUUCCAGGAAUCAGCCAAAAUCCUGAAAGAACAAGACAUCCAGUACGCGUCCAUGAAGUCCUACCACCAGAUGUGCAGAUGGAACAGCGGCCUAUUCUAUAAGCAUCCAGCUCUAGAAAAUACACAAUACUACUGGCGAGUAGAACCGAAAGUACACUUUUUCUGCGAUGUCGAUUACGAUGUUUUCCGAUACAUGCAGGACAACAACAAGACAUACGGAUUCACAAUUAACCUCUACGACGCGCCGAAAUCAAUCCCCACGUUAUGGCCAGAAACGGUCAAAUUUCUGGCCCAACAUCCAGAAUACCUCCAUGACCAAAACUCGAUGCCGUGGUUGGUAGAUACUGAGCGGAGACCAGAUCACAACAUGAAGGCAAACGGGUACUCGACCUGUCAUUUCUGGUCCAAUUUCGAGAUUGCAGAUAUGAGUUUCUGGCGGAGUCAGGCGUAUGAGGAUUAUUUCAAUCAUCUAGACCGCGCGGGAGGGUUUUUCUAUGAGAGAUGGGGUGAUGCUCCCGUGCACAGUAUUGCGUUGGGCCUGUUUGAGGAUUCGAGCAAGAUUCAUUGGUUCCGUGAUAUCGGAUACCAGCACAUCCCGUAUUUCAACUGUCCCAACUCUCCCAAAUGCAAAGGCUGCAUGACUGGCCGUUUCACAGACGGAGAGUCGUGGUUAAUGAAAGAAGACUGCAGGCCGAAUUGGUUUAAAUAUGUCGGAACGGGCUAG